UUGUUAGCUUUUGAAAUGUAAUUAUGGUGAUCUUGUACAACCUAAGUGUAGCGACACAUUUCCUGCCACAUCCGAAACGGCUCACAAUUAGCCAGCAUUCCGGCUAAGGGAGAUAGCCUACGGGGGUUUGUGAGUACGCGUCUUUUGCAGCAUCUGCGUCCAUGGGGGCUGGGUUGAGGGAGGCUUAAAAGCAAGGCUGUUUAGUUCGAAUAAAGCUAUCUUUGACUGCAGUUUACUGACACCGCUACAACGUGUUUUUAUCGCUGGCUGUCCAGACGGAAGGUGCUGAAACGCUUUGUCGCGUGUCUGGAAGAAGUGAAAACUUUCCUGGGCAGCAAAGGGCUCACCUUUCCUGAGCUGGAACAGCCAGAGUGGCUGGAAAAGCUACACUUCAUGGUAGACAUGACAGCGCACCUGAACACGCUGAACACAGCUCUUCAGGGGAAAGGACGUACAGCCCUGCACAUGUUGGAGGAUGUUUUGGCAUUCGAGCGCAAGUUGACAGUGCUUGCCAGAGAUUUACAGAAAGGCACUUUGUCUCACUUCCCCAAUUUGAGAGAGUUCAAACAAGGUCACGACAUGAUAAUUUCGGAGUAUUUACAUUCUGCAAUCAUCGCAAUGCAAACAUCGUUUGGGAAACGCUUCUGUGAGUUCAGAGAGGAAAAAAACACAUUAUCCUUCCCGGUCACUCCCUUAAGCAUCGAUCCUUCCCUACUGAAUACGACUGCAUUGGCAGGUGUGAGUCAACCUGAUCUUGAGAUGGAACUGGCCGACAUAGCCGACAAAGACAUAUGGGUGUCCAAGUUUAGACGCUUGACAGCAGACCUUGAAGAUGUUGCCCGUCAGAAGGCCGUUCUUGCUCAGAAACACAAAUGGAGUGAUAUUGAAAACCUCACAGAUGACAGCUUGCGAUCCUGUGUAAAGAUGAAGGUGACAUCAUACAGCCCUGAUGUGCAGACGCUGUGCGCUGAGGUCCAGGAGCAGAAAUCCCAUUAACCAAGAUGACAGCUGGCUGACGUUAUUUUUGGUUUGCUGCUGGCGGAAAAUUUAAGUUCGGCGUUUUUCAUAAAUACAAGAAGGAC
Messenger RNA from Hypanus sabinus (Atlantic stingray), 1082 nucleotides. Its product is annotated as general transcription factor II-I repeat domain-containing protein 2-like. Bases 394 to 996 code for a protein of 200 amino acids. Lineage: Eukaryota; Metazoa; Chordata; Chondrichthyes; Myliobatiformes; Dasyatidae. The record is from RefSeq and is a predicted model, not a curated record. The transcript is spliced from 2 exons.